Helianthus annuus (common sunflower) is the source of this 549-nucleotide messenger RNA. RefSeq lists its product as uncharacterized. The transcript has 2 exons. The record is from RefSeq and is a predicted model, not a curated record. The coding region runs from base 21 to 386 and encodes 121 amino acids. Lineage: Eukaryota; Viridiplantae; Streptophyta; Magnoliopsida; Asterales; Asteraceae.
UUAAAUAGCCGAAGAAGGUUAUGUUGGUUGGUACAGUUACUGCAAUUUGUUCCGACAAGAUCUGGUACUACAAUGCCUGCAACCAUUGUAAAUCGGGUGUCGAGGAAGCGUUUGUUACCGCUGAAAAAGAAGAUGGUUCUGUUGAUGUUGAACACAGGACGACAUUAAUUUGUACCAACAAAGACUGUCAAGGAGUUGAUAUUUUCUCGAUACCUCGUUUCAAGAUACCUAUUCGUGUUCAAGACUCAUCUGACACUGUUACGUUGACACUGUUUGAUUUCGAAGCGUACAAGAUUUUCAAAAAAACUGCAAAGGAAUUGUUGCAGGUGCAAGAUGAGGUAAAUUUAUACAUCAAACUCGGUAUUUUGCACAAUUCGCUUGACUAAUUUAUAUUUUUGAUUUGAUAGUUAUUAAUAUAGAUUUGUUUUAACUUUUUAGGAGUUGGCAAAUGGCGGUAUCCCAAAGCCAUAUCCUGAUGUAUUUGACAUCUUGAUUGGCAAGAAGCUUGCUUUCAUCAUAUCUGUUUCUAAAUUUAACAUCAAGCAUAAA